Perca fluviatilis (European perch) is the source of this 3185-nucleotide messenger RNA. It is a transcript of the gene aasdh, whose product is annotated as aminoadipate-semialdehyde dehydrogenase. The record is from RefSeq and is a predicted model, not a curated record. Gene Ontology annotation, molecular function: protein binding. The transcript has 12 exons. NCBI's taxonomy places the organism in Eukaryota, Metazoa, Chordata, Actinopteri, Perciformes, Percidae. Gene Ontology annotation, biological process: amino acid activation for nonribosomal peptide biosynthetic process. Bases 196 to 3105 code for a protein of 969 amino acids.
UGAAGUAGCCAUCAGCGGGACAUCAUCUUCACGCGACAAACCCAUGGGGCCUAUGGGUCUGCCUCGAUGUAAAGAAAACCGCAUUCGUCUGAAUUAAACACGAUAUAUAUAUAUAUAUGAUAGAAUAUGAUUUGUAAGUGUCCAGAAUGGGCACUAACAGAGAAUGAGCGGGCGUUUCUUUAGCGGCUCCCCGCUAUGGCUGCUCGGACGCUGCAGGAGCUUGUAGCCGCCGCUGCCUCCGUGCACUCGGACAGAGCAGCUGUGAGAUAUGACGGCGGGUCGGUGUCCGGGAGCCCCGUGUCCCUGCUGCUGUACCGAGAGCUGGUUGAACUGGCCGGUGAACUCUCUCAUAUUCUACGGAAGACCUGCUCUCCGAACAACGGAGCGAUCGGGCUGUAUUGUUGUGAUGAUUUGUUCAUACCUGUCUGGAUUCUGGGGAUCCUGCCUAUCGCUGCCUAUGUCCCACUGGACCCAGACUCUCCAGGACUCCUCACUGCCAGAGUCAUGAACAAGUGUGGCCUCAAGUACUGUGCUGUGAAGACCGACGUCCUGCAGCGAUUCCAGGCAGCUCUGGUCAACCACAUGUCUGUGGAGGUGUGUGUGGUGUUGCCCAAGUUCAAACUGACCGUGAUACACAUCGAGCCGCUGCCAGUCUCUGAACACCGACGAGGACCGGAACAACCCAGGGCUCUGACAGCAGAUGGAGCUGGUCUCUGCGAUCCAGCUGCAGGGUUAAAGGAGGCUGGCCACGGAGACGUGGCGUAUGUGCUGCACACAUCUGGAACCACUGGCCUUCCCAAGAUUGUGCGGGUGCCACACAAGUGUAUACUGCCCAAUAUACUGCAUCUGAGAUCUUUGUUUCAGAUGAGUGCAGGUGAUGUGGUCUUCCUUGCCUCGCCCUUAACCUUUGACCCCUCUGUGGUGGAUAUUUUCCUGGCCUUAUCGUCCGGGGCUCAGCUCCUCAUCAUCCCAACUGUGAUCAAGAAAAUGCCCGGUCGGCUGGCUCGACUGCUGUUCAAGCAUCACAAGACGACUGUCCUACAGGUCACGCCGACACUGCUCGGCCGCUUCGGGCAGCGCAUCCUGAAACAGGAAGUGUUGUCGCCGGGCUCCUCGUUGCGGCUGUUGGCCCUGGGCGGGGAGGCCUUCCCCUCCCCCGCUCUGCUGAGGAGCUGGAGGCACGAGGACAACCACACCCACAUCUACAAUAUCUACGGCAUCACCGAGGUGUCCUGCUGGGCCUGCUCUUACCAAAUCCCCGAGUCUCUACUGCGGUCCAGCAGCCCCACGCUGUCCUUUGUGCCUCUUGGGAGUCCUCUGAUGGACACAGUGGUGGAAGUGAGAGAUGACCAUGGCCGCGUUGUUACCGAGGGUGAAGGACAGGUGUUCUUAGGUGGAGAGGACAGAGUGUGUCUCCUGGAUGAUGAGGAGACGGCCGUCCCCGGGACGAUGAGAGCCACUGGAGACUGGGUGAAUGUUAAAGACGCGCAGCUGUACUACCUGGGACGGAGAGACAGGCUGAUAAAACGCCACGGAAAGCGGGUCAACUUGGACAGCUUGCAGCAAGAAACUCUAGGUCUUCCUGAAGAUGCGGCCAUUGAAGAGGACUCCAACUUCCUGCUGAGUGGAGGAGAUUCCCUGAAGGCACUCUGCCUGUGUGAAGACAUCCUCGCUGCUGUGGGGGGGUCUUCGCUGGAGCUUUUGAAGGUUCUGCUCGACGGGACCUUCUCCGACGUACUGCGCCACGUCGCGAGAGUAACGCUGAUGCCGCCGCUUGAGAACAGCCAGCCAUCGCCUGAGUCCAAGAAACGAGACGCCGACGCUCCCCCUGUGGCGCCGGCCAAAAGAGAGCGCACCGAGUCGACGGCAGCAGAGAGGGCGCAGGGAGAGACGUGGGCUGUUAAAGUUGUCAGACGAGCGGGUGAGGUGAUGGAAUUGCAAACCGGAAGUCCAGAGGCAAAUAAAACCCUCCAGGCUGAUGCGCUGGGAGAAAAGAGUUCCAGUAAGGACCCCAGCGGUGAUGUUCUGGGCCUCAGCCUGAGCUGGUCCUCCGACACAGGCAGAUGUGUGGACGCCUCCCCGGUGCUUCUGGUACAACACAGGACCGAUCGGAGCUCAGACGAGGGUAGGAGGACAGUGUUCAUCGGAUCCCACUCACACAGGAUCCAGGCUUUAGACCUGACCGACGGGAGGCUUCUGUGGGAGCAAGUUCUCGGGGACAGAAUCGAAGCCUCGGCCGCAGUGUCUCACUGCGGAAGCCUCGUGGUUAUAGGUUGCUACAAUGGCUGUGUGUAUUUUCUGUGCGCUGCGUCUGGAAAGAUGCGGUGGACGUUUGAGACGGGAGACGCCGUGAAGAGCUGUCCCGCCGUGGAUCCCCUCACAGGUCUGGUGAUAGUGGGCUCACAUGAUGGGCAUGUCUACGCCCUGGACCCAAAGGUCCAGCAGUGUGUUUGGAAGCGUCACUGUGGGGGUGGAGCUGUGUUUUCCUCCCCCUACCUCCACGCCUCACUCAGGCAGCUGUACGCCGCGUCACUGGGAGGUCACCUCCUCUGUCUUAACCCUGACAGCGGAGAGGUCCUGUGGUCAAACUGUAGAGACGUCCCGUUCUUCUCGUCACCAAACGCCUCCUCUGGUCACGUGAUGAUCGGCUCAGUGGAUGGAAACAUCUGCUGCUUCAGCCACACAGGGACACUGGUUUGGCAGUUUUUAACAAAAGGACCCGUGUUCUCCUCACCGUGUGUCACGGCCGACCAGCAGAGGGUUCUGUGUGGAUCACACGACGGCUGCCUGUACUGUUUGAACUGUGCCGACGGCUCUUUAGUUUGGACUUUCCAGACCACGGGGAAGGUGUACUCCAGUCCGUGCGCGUUUGAUGGCUCCGCCAUGGGCAAAAGGGGGGUUCUGGUGGCUCUGGCCUCCACAGACGGCACAGUGUGGAUCCUGGAUGGACAAGAUGGACAAAUGCUGGCCUCAGUAACUCUGCCUGGGGAGCUGUUUUCAUCCCCAGUGGUGUACGAACACUCCCUCGUAGUCGGGUGCCGCAAUGACUAUGUGUAUUGUUUAAAGCUGACUGUCAAAGAAGGACAAGAUGUAUUUCUGCACUGAUGGCUUUUAUAUCUGUGUCAGAGCAAAGGGGGUGCUUUGGGAAUUACAUUUUUAAUUAAAGUUCAGGGAAAUAAUGAGUC